AUGGGAUCAACAACUUUUCAACUGCGAUCCAUACGAUGGAUUAUUCCGCUCAUGGCUCUUGUCACAUUUGUCUUGACAUGCCUAAGGUUUUAUUAUCAGCAAGCCCAUGGGAUCAAGGAAAGCUUGGAUAGCCAAAUGGUUUCUGAUGAACAGAGGAUACAAGAAGAACAGGAGAUCUUGAAGGAGCAUCAGUUCCAAGAAAGCAUUCAAGACAUCAUGAAUGCUACAUUAGGGUUCAACAAAAUCUUGGCUAUCAACAUGCCGAGUCGGACAGACAAGCGCGACCAGUUAGUCCUGGGCUCUUCAAUUACUGGGUUCGUGAUUGACUUUAUGGAUGGAGUGGAUCCGAACGACUUGAAUUCCAAAACUUAUACAUAUAACUGGAACUAUGAGCAUUCCGCCACUGAGUUUGCCUGUCUUCGGGCGCAUCUCAAUGCAGCCCAACGAAUUGUCCAACAGGGCCUGCGCACUGCUCUCGUACUAGAAGACGAUGUUGAUUGGGACAUAUCCAUCAAACCUCAACUCCAAACAUUUGCACACGCUGUCCGAUCCCUUCAAGGCACAACUCAGACUCUCGCAGAGUCCCCGUAUGGAGACGAAUGGGAUCUCCUCUGGCUAGGACAUUGCGGUGCCUCAUGCAAGACCGAACUACCCUUCUACAUGAUUCCAAACGACCCAACUAUACCUCAACCGAGCCACCUCCCAAAUUAUUAUCAUGGUCCGCCGGAGAAUGUGAGACCAGAUACUACACGACUGGUAUGCACUCAACAAGACGCCGCCUGCACACCUGCCUACGCCAUGAGCUACCGUGGUGCCCAGCAUAUCCUCGCCGCGCUAUCAGUCAACCCAUCCGGUUUCGCUGAUCAACUGCAGACAGGCGACCAGAUCGACAUAGAGCUUGGUCGCAUGUGCAAGAGUGGUUUGCUCAAAUGUUUUGCGCCGUAUCCAUCUUUGUUUGGAACGUACCGAUCUGCAGGGUUACCUUCGAAGGGGACCGAUCAAAGUGGGCACGACAGUGAAGCGCAAAUGGAGCCUGCUACUAGCUGGGGUCUGGUGUAUAGUACUAUGCUUAAUAUUAAGCAUGUUCUACAAGGCGAGCAUGUCGUUCAUGCAACAUGGCCUGAUGUUGAGAAACCCGUCAUUAACCCAGAGGAUAUACAUUUCGAAAGUGGGUAUAUGUACACAUACCGACCGGAAGACUAUCCAGGCCCGGCUCUUAUACCUGAAGAGGAACCCUUCGAUGAAACUGUCUUCUCAGACGAAACGAUAUCCACGGAUGAAGCAUACUCGAUCAGUCGACCACACGCAACGAGAGGGCCGCAUCUAACGAACGAGCCAGUAUCUCAAGAUCCAUCAUAA
Penicillium daleae is the source of this 1359-nucleotide messenger RNA. RefSeq names its product CAZyme family GT25. The transcript has 4 exons. Lineage: Eukaryota; Fungi; Ascomycota; Eurotiomycetes; Eurotiales; Aspergillaceae. The coding region runs from base 1 to 1359 and encodes 452 amino acids. The record is from RefSeq and is a predicted model, not a curated record.